Messenger RNA from Trichogramma pretiosum, 2560 nucleotides. Its product is annotated as laminin subunit alpha-5-like. The record is from RefSeq and is a predicted model, not a curated record. The transcript is spliced from 3 exons. Lineage: Eukaryota; Metazoa; Arthropoda; Insecta; Hymenoptera; Trichogrammatidae. Gene Ontology annotation, molecular function: protein binding; peptidase inhibitor activity. Bases 123 to 2258 code for a protein of 711 amino acids.
UUGAACAGUCAAAGCAAUAUAGAAGCCUUUUAAUAAGUUUUCACUAACAAAAGUUCACUUAUAAAAUUUUACCGAGUAUUAAUUUUGACAAGAAGAUAUUUUGAGAGACAUUCGAAGCAACAAUGAGAUCUCUGAUCGUUGUAUUGUUCGCUUGUGCCGCUGCAGUCUCAGCGGACCUAUUUUGUACACCUGGACUACGAUACAAGGAUGAAUGCAACAUUUGUCACUGUUCACCGGAUGGGAAGAGAGCAGCUUGCACCGACAUGCUCUGCCCAUCAGGUUUUGCUGGUAGCAGCAGCCCACUUAGAAAAGCCGAACAGUUCUGCGAGCCCAACCAACGUUUCCAGCUGAGCGCAGUCAAUGACUGCACUUGCACCAGCGAUGGUCAGCAUGCGAUGUGCACUCUGGGUUUCAAUCUCGUCAAGGCAAGGACUUACAGUCUCGACGAGGGAAAGAAGUACUGCGAGCAGGGUGAAACCUUCAGCCCAGAUAACUGCAACAUCUGCAAAUGCAGCAAAGAUGGUCAAUCCGCUUUGUGUACCCUGAAAUACUGCUUCAACGACGAAAAGUUCGAUACUGAAAACGGAGUAGUUCCUGCAGCACCGAGACAGAUUUGCGAGCCUGGAAGUGAAUACAAAGACUACUGCAACACGUGCCGUUGCUCAAGGGACGGCACUCAAAAAGCUUGCACGAAGAUGUUCUGCGACCCAGAAAUUUGGAAUGCUGAUGGUAGCUUCAAGGACGAGUCAUUGAAUACCGGUAGAUCAGCAGGAGUGAAACAAAUUUGCGAGCCGAUGACCAGAUUCAAGGACUACUGUAACACCUGCAUCUGCUCUGAUGAUGGAACCAUGAAAGCCUGCACCAAAAUGUACUGUCCCCCUGGUAUUUGGAACGCCGAUGGUAGCUUGAAAGAAAUAGUGAAGGCAGCUGGUCGAAGUGUUGAACCUGCAAAACAGAUAUGCAAACCAAAAACCACAUUCAAGGACUACUGUAACAGCUGCAUCUGCUCCAAUGACGGAACCAUGAAGGCAUGUACCAAAAUGUUCUGUCACCCAGACCUCUGGAACGCCGAUGGUACUUUGAAAGUAACACCCAAAGUACUUCGCACCGCAGUAGAGGAGCCGAAAAGACAAAUUUGUGAGCCUGGAAAACCAUUCAAGGAAGUGUGCAACCACUGCGCUUGCUCUGACGAUGGAACCAUGAAAGCCUGCACCAAAAUGUACUGUGACCCAAAAGUUUGGAACGAAGAUGGUAGCCUCAAGACGAAAACUGUGCAAGCUUCCAAGCAAAUUUGUGAACCGAUGACCACAUUCAAGGACUACUGUAACACCUGCAUCUGCUCUGAAGAUGGAACCAUGAAAGCCUGUACCAAAAUGUUCUGCCACCCAGACCUCUGGAACGCCGAUGGUACUUUGAAAGUAACACCAAAAGUACUUCGCACCGCAGUAGAGGAGCCGAAAAGACAAAUUUGUGAGCCUGGAAAACCGUUCAAGGAAGUGUGCAACCACUGCGCUUGCUCUGAUGAUGGAACCAUGAAAGCCUGCACCAAAAUGUACUGUGACCCAGAAGUUUGGAACGAAGAUGGUAGCCUCAAGACGAAAACUGUGCAAGCUUCCAAGCAAAUUUGUGAACCGAUGACCGCAUUCAAGGACUACUGUAACACUUGCACCUGCUCCGACGAUGGAACCAUGAAAGCCUGCACGAAAAUGUUCUGCCAUCCGGAUAUCUGGAACGCUGAUGGUACUUUGAAAGUAACGCCAAAAGUACUCCGCACCGCACCAGUAGAAGAGCCAAAAAGACAAAUCUGUGAGCCUGGAAAACCAUUCAGGGAAAUGUGCAACUACUGCGGCUGCUCAGAUGAUGGAACAAUGAAAGCCUGCACUAAAAUGAUGUGCAGCCCAGCGAUCUGGAAUGAAGAUGGAAGCCUAAAAGAUCAGACAAAAAGUUUAAACGCUCCCAAGCAAAUUUGUGAACCUCGAAGCACCUUCAAAAACUACUGCAACCGAUGCACCUGCUCUGAUGACGGUACCAUGGCUGCAUGCACAAGAAUGAUGUGCCCUCCUGGCAUUUGGAAUAAGGACGGCUCACUUGUCAAACCCUGGUCUGAAGUAAACAUCAAUGAAAUCCAAAAGCAUGGUCCUCUGUACAAACAAGGAGAUGCCUGUGAACCCGGUCAAUCAUUCUACAGCUUGUGCAACUACUGCGUUUGUCGAGCCGAUGGCAAGAGCGCCUACUGCACAUUGAAGAUGUGUUAUUAAAGCAAGUGCCAAUAAUUUAGGAACAUAUACUCAAUUUUUUUCAAAUAUUAAUUCCAAGUUACGGAUAUUCCCAUUGGAAUGAUGAAACCUCAUAUAGCAACUGUAUCAUGUUGCGCACUCUAUAAAGAUAUACUGUGAUAUCAUUAUAAUAUAGAUAGUUUUUCAAUUAAAUAAUUAAAUAUUCAAUUUUAUGAAUGUAUAGAUAGUCAGAACUGUUAUAAUUAUUACACAUGCACUUGUUGAUUUAUAACUGAAUGCUCAUAGCAUUUUUCCAAUUACAAUAAAAAUAAAAAUUAAAAAUA